Phytophthora sojae is the source of this 1223-nucleotide messenger RNA. RefSeq lists its product as hypothetical. Lineage: Eukaryota; Oomycota; Peronosporomycetes; Peronosporales; Peronosporaceae. Gene Ontology annotation, molecular function: FMN binding; oxidoreductase activity. The record is from RefSeq and is a predicted model, not a curated record. Bases 35 to 1165 code for a protein of 376 amino acids. The transcript has a single exon.
CCUCGCUCAAGUCAAGCCAAUCCCCUCCACAGCCAUGGCCGCCGUCACCGCCGACUACAAGCUCUUUACGCCGCUGAAGCUGGGCGACGACCUCGAGCUCAAGAACCGCGUCGUGUUCGGCCCGCUGAGCCGCGGCCGCGCCAACGCCGACCGCGUGCCGUCCGCCGACAACGAGCUGUACUACGAGCAGCGCGCGGGCGCCGGCCUCAUCAUCUCGGAGGCCACCGCCAUCUCCGAGCAGGGCUACGGCUGGUACCACGCCGCGGCCUGCUACACGGACGCCCACGUGGAGGGCUGGAAGCGCGUGACCGAGCGCGUGCACAAGAAGGGCGGCAAGAUCUUCAUGCAGAUGUGGCACAUGGGUCGCCAGAGCCACUCGAGCUUCAACCCCAAGGGCGAGAUCGUGUCCGCGUCGGCGCUGCGUCUCGAGCGCGGCCACACGCGCAACGCCGACUACGUCGCGUCCGACUACGAGACGCCGCGUGCGCUGGAGACGGACGAGAUCCCUGGUGUCGUUGAGUCUUACCGCCACGGAGCUGAGUUGGCGCUCAAGGCCGGCUUUGACGGCGUCGAGCUCCACGGCGCCAACGGCUACCUCAUCGACCAGUUCCUGCAGUCCGUCACCAACAAGCGCACGGACAAGUACGGCGGCUCGUUUGAGAACCGCGCGCGUCUUCUGAUGGAGAUCGUGGAGGCCGUCAAGACGGUGGUGCCGGCGCACCGCAUCGGCGUGCGUCUCGCCCCCAACGGCGCCUUUGCCGGCAUGGGCAGCGAGGACAACUACGAGAUGUUCAAGUACACGAUGGAGCGUCUGAGCACGUACGGCCUCGGCUACCUGGCCAUCCUGGACGGCUUCGGCUUCGGCUUCACGGACAAGUGCCGUCACACCACCGCGUUCGACGCCAAGACGGCGUUCAAGGGCAUCGUCAUGGCUAACAACAACUACACGCGCGACCGCGCCGAGGGUGCCAUCCGCACGGGAGCUGCGGACCUGGUGGGCUUCGGACGUCUGUACAUCUCGAACCCCGACCUGGCCGAGCGCUUCCAGAACGACUGGCCGAUCGCCCCCGAGGCUGGCCACGAGGUGUACUAUAACUCGUCGCUGGGCGGACAGAGCUACAACGACUUCCCGGCGUACAAGCCUACGAACGGCAAGGACAACUAGACAGGAUGCUUAAAGUUGUAGCAGCUUUUAGCUGAUAAUAAACUGUUCGUGAUAACAA